CAGCUGCAUCGGCUUCUCCCCGUACAAUUGCCAGCCGACGCUGCUAUGGAUUCAUCACAUACCAAAACGUUUAUUCUUUUGGCAGCACAUCUCAGUCGUAUGAAACUGAUGACCGAUUACGUUACUGAUCAGCGUUCUGUGCUCGACCAGUGCACUCGAAUUCUGAAUGCCAUGUUGGACAUAGCUUUACUGAGGAAAUGGUUAUCCACCGCUGUUUCCGUGGUAAUUUUGAUGCAGACAUUAGCGCAGGCCAAUUGGCACACCGAUCAUCCGCUUAUGGUUUUACCUCAUUUUAAUGAAGAAAUCAUCGAACGAAUCGGGCCUGACUGUACAAUACCGCUGCUCAAAGAUCAGUUUCGUCUGGAUGGAGCAAACGUCGAGCAAGCGAGAAAGAAAGCAAUCAAGAAAAUCCUUGAUGCGGUCGAUGCUCUUCUGAGGUGGCCAGUUUUGCAACCCAAAAAGUUUAUACUGCACAGUGAAAGUGGAUCAUCGUAUGAGGUGGAUUAUCUGCAAGAUGAACGAUGGCCAGAGUAUGUGCAGGUUGAGGCUGAUGCCUCCUAUCGCAUUGUAUUCAGUGUUGAAAUGAUCGGGCCGUAUAAAUUUGAAACCGAUGCAUUUUGCCCACGUUUUCACAAAGAAAGAACGGCCGGUUGGAUAGUGAUUGUUGGCGAAAAGGAUACUGGCGAGGCGUUGUGCUGUAAAAAGUUUCCGCCUGUUGCUGGAUUUCGGCAUCUGAGCAUACCUUUCAGGAUACCGAAACGACUAGGUCGCCACAUUUUUACAGUUUUCAUUCUCUCCGAUUCUUAUCUUGGAGUCGAUCAGGAAUAUAAUCUUCAUUGCGACAUAAUUGCAAAAACGGGUGCAAACAACGGAGGAAAAUCUCUUGACUGA
Gongylonema pulchrum is the source of this 891-nucleotide messenger RNA. The record is from the annotation of a GenBank genome assembly. NCBI's taxonomy places the organism in Eukaryota, Metazoa, Nematoda, Chromadorea, Rhabditida, Gongylonematidae.